This is a messenger RNA of Sciurus carolinensis (gray squirrel), 4212 nucleotides long. RefSeq names its product family with sequence similarity 53 member C (gene Fam53c). NCBI's taxonomy places the organism in Eukaryota, Metazoa, Chordata, Mammalia, Rodentia, Sciuridae. The record is from RefSeq and is a predicted model, not a curated record. Gene Ontology annotation, biological process: protein import into nucleus. Gene Ontology annotation, cellular component: nucleus. The coding region runs from base 292 to 1470 and encodes 392 amino acids. The transcript has 5 exons.
GGGUUCUGCAAGCCCAAGUGCUUCCCCCACUCGCCUCAGGGACCCGUUGGUUCACGCCGGCGCCUUUUAAGGGCACCGUGGGGCGAACCGAGCGCUCAGAGCUGCUCCGGCCGCGGCCCUGGGAGCUGGUGGAGCCGCGACUCAGCAGGCAUGACUGGAGAGGGAAGUCCCAAUGGUGCUAGAAUGGUGCUGCAGUGGCAGAAGACGGCUCACGAGUGAGGUCUGGAAGAACGACAGGGAAGACAUCCAUCAUUUGCUCCAAAGUGUGCAAGUCAAAUCCUGGGGAGAAUCAUGAUAACCCUGAUCACUGAGCAGCUACAGAAACAGACUCUGGAUGAGCUGAAAUGUACACGCUUCAGCAUCAGUCUGCCUUUGCCUGAUCAUGCAGACAUCUCCAACUGUGGGAACCCUUUCCAGAUUGUGUCUGAAGGUGCUUCCUGGAGGGGCCUGCCCCACUGUUCCUGUGCUGAGUUCCAGGACAGCCUCAAUUUCAGCUACCACCCUUCAGGCUUGAGCCUGCACCUCAGACCACCCAGUCGGGGAAGCUCCCCACAGGAGCAGCCCCUCUCCCAAGUCCUAAGCCCUGAGCCCCCAGACCCAGAGAAGCUUCCUGUGCCCCCUGCCCCUCCAUCCAAGAGGCAUUGCCGUUCACUCUCAGUGCCCGUGGACCUGUCUCGCUGGCAGCCAGUGUGGCGGCCCGCCCCCUCCAAGCUGUGGACUCCCAUCAAGCAUCGGGGCAGUGGUGGAGGGGGUGGGCCGCAGGUGCCUCACCAGAGCCCUCCAAAGCGGGUCUCCAGCCUCAGGUUCCUCCAAGCUCCCAGUGCCUCUUCUCAAUGUGCCCCAGCCCACAGACCCUACAGCCCUCCUUUUUUCAGUCUGGCCCUUACCCAAGAUUCCUCUCGACCUUGUGCCACUUCCCCUCAAAGUGGCUCCUGGGAGAGUGAUGCUGAGUCCCUGUCACCUUGCCCACCCCAGCGCCGCUUCUCCCUGUCACCCAGCCUGGGCCCACAGGCAAGCCGCUUCUUGCCUUCUGCCCGGAGCUCCCCUGCAUCCUCCCCGGAGUUGCCCUGGCGACCUCGAGGUCUCCGCAACCUUCCCCGAAGCCGCUCACAGCCUUGUGAUCUGGAUGCCCGCAAAACUGGGGUCAAGAGGCGUCAUGAGGAGGACCCCCGGCGCCUGCGGCCUUCCUUGGACUUUGACAAGAUGAAUCAGAAACCAUACUCAGGAGGUCUCUGUCUCCAAGAAACAGCCCGGGAAGGCAGCAGCAUCUCUCCACCGUGGUUCAUGGCCUGUAGCCCCCCACCUCUCUCAGCUUCCUGCAGUCCCAUUGAGGGUUCCUCCCAGGUGCUGAGUGAAAGUGAAGAGGAGGAGGAGGGGGCUGUUCGGUGGGGGCGGCAGGCGCUGAGCAAGCGGACACUGUGCCAGCAGGACUUUGGGGACCUGGACUUGAAUCUGAUUGAGGAGAACUAAAACUGAGAGGCUACUUCCUGGGGCCACACAGACUGACUCUCUUAUGGCUACUAACAAGUGUCGAGGCCCCAAGGCUGAGGGCCCAGCCUGGGAAUGGGGGUGAGUGGAGGGCUCCGACUCAGGGCAGCCGGAAAUCUUCUCGCUCCAGCAAGCUCCACCAUGCCGAGAGACUGGCCGGGACAAGAUAAACGGAGCUGGUGGCGGGAGGGACAGCCCCAGAGCAGACCCUUUCCAUGGCGGCCCUGAGUGUGAGUAUCCCUGCCGCUGAGAGAGCAAUGGGCAGGGAAGGAAGGGGUCUGCUGACCCCAGCUCGGGGAAUUUCACUAGCCCCUUUGCUUCAAAGGGCACUUGUGUCUUAGAAUUUGGCCAGGGUGGGGGGUUCAGUCAGCCUCCUCAGAGAAAUUGUGUGAGAGUGUGUGUGCGCAUGGGAGUAUACUUGAGGAAAAGUGUGUUUGCGUAGCCUUAGGGAAGGAAGGCAGUUGCUCCUUAAUAGCAGAGUAUGAUGAUACCCCAAGGAUCUUGAGUUUUUAAGGGGACAUGGGCUUAUUCAAGGAGUCAAGAGGAUGGCUCCAAGUUUUCCUUUUUUCGUAGGAGCUCUGGAACCAGGCUUGUAAUCCAUAGCAACAAUGACUCUGCAAGGGAUACUGUUUUGGGGUACAGCAGGGCCUUUUAAGUGAUGUGACCUCAGUUAAUAGUCUUUUCCUCAGUCCCACCCCUUCCCCACUAGAUAGAUCUAGUAUUGAGGGCUGCUGGGGGUUGCCAUAUUUAUUCUGAGCUGGCCUUUUUUCCUCAUCAGAUUGUCUAAGCCGUAUACAACCUGCCUCUCUGGCUCUCUGAGUAGAUGCAACUUGUGGGCAACAUGAGACUGGGCUGAAAGGCUCUGUCUCUUUUCCACUGAGGGGACCUCUUCCUCUCAUCUUCUGACCAUCCAUUUUCGAGACAGGUAGCAACGCCCUGUCUUGGUCCCCACCAUCUGCAGAGGCAGACUCGCAGCAGAAGUAAUAGCAUUCAGUCCCCAGCAGCAAGGGUGAGUUUACCCUAGCACUGCUCUUUGGAAGCAGACUGUAAGGAAACUACUCUUACAAAAACCAGGCCCAGACUCUUCUCUGACAUGCUUGAGAAAGAAGAAGGGGGUGAUCAGCAUUUAAUAGUCUGCUUAUCUUCCACUUCUGCCAGGAAAUGUUUAUUUUCUUCUAAUUGGCCCUGAGAGACCACAAGGAGGUUGGGGCUCACUGAGGGAUUGGCUGAGGAUGUGUAAAGCAAAGGCUGUGAGAAGCAACUGGGAGUUUGUUGUUGUUGGAUUGAAUUUCCUUUUUUGUUUCUCAUCCACAACUUGAGCCAGGGCAGCAGGUCUCAAUGGCCUCAGUGAUGGGUUUGAGGACUACAGAUCUACAUAUAUCUUGGUAGAGCUGGCACAAAGCAUACUGAAGCUGCUGCCAUAGUAGCCUAUAAGGUUUUGUCCAGCUUUGGUUAGACCCUGCAUGACCAAAUGGGACUUGCCCUUUCUGUUUAAUACAAGAAGAGCAUUUUUCUGUUCUUUCCCAGGGCAUCUUGGGACACAAUUCCUCACGUUAGGGAAGAAGACCAAGUUCUGUUUUUUCUUCCUUAUGGAAUUGAGUUUGACAUUUUCUAUGUCUCCCAGGUGUCAGAUAGGAGAAUCAGUGAGGCUUUAGCCUCCUUGCCUCCACUUCGGAGGAGGUGGCCAUGUCUUCUUGAGCCUGUGGCCCUCAGAGGCUUUAACCUUCCAGGGCUCCUCCCCAUUUUCUUGCUAGUUACCACAUACUACCACUGGGCGACCAGGUCUCUAGGGGCCUGAGACAGGCUCUCUGGAGAAUCCAGGGAAACUGUGAGCCCAGGAGCUGCCCAUCGUUGGUUUCAUCCCUCCCCUGGUUCUUCUCCCUCUUCAGGCCAUAAUUUCCCUGGUGCCGGCUUCUUUUCCUCCUGGGGCAUCCUCAUCCCUGGGGUCUCUGCUGCAGAUUGGCUGUGCCAGCUUCCAGUAAUUCACUGGCAAUGCCAACAGGGUCUCUACAGGCCCUAGACAGAAGAAGUGAGAGCAGUGAUUCAGCCUCCAUCCUGGCUUUCCUAGCACCUAGGGCACCAUCCUUAGAGGAGAAGGCCUACAGUUGUUGUAUUUUAAUUCCAUUACUUUACAUCUGGAAAGUUAAACUAGUCAGGACUAUCAUCUUGCUUCCCAAUCUAAGCACCUGUGGCCCUGGAACAGCCUUUUCAAGAAGUGGUUCAUUUUGCUUUACACAGUAGAUCUGUUCCAACAGUUCUGUGUAAGCCAAAUGCUAUUUUCUAAUGCAUUUGAACUGCUGACCAUUUCAGAGCAGCCUAUGAUUGCUUCUUUUGUAAAGCAAGCAAACUCCCUCUACUUUAGCUGUUUUGAAUAUUUGGAUUUUCACAUAUUGGGCUUACCCAGAGUGGAACACAACUCCAGGGCUUGUGGCUGACGCUGGGUUGAUGUCUGCAUCUGUGCUGUGUGUGUGGUGUGGCUGGCCAGUAGGUGAGUAUUCCUGCGUGUGUGAGUGAAGCCACUCCCAGGCUGGUGCUCUCCUCCUGUGCCCGGUGACUGCCCAGUGGCAGCCCAGCUGCCCUUCACUCCCACCUGCUGCCAAAGUCCCUGUACUAAUGGGAUUACAAAAACAAAAAGUGGAAAAAGAUUUUUCGUAAACUUUGUUUUAUAUUAAAAAAAAAAAAAACCCAUAAGUCUGUGUGUGUUAAACAUGAGGUUCUGCCUCU